AGCCUCAUUGCUAACAUAUGCAACUAGGUAUGUUGUUAUUGAAGUGUACAGCCCUCUGACAAACAAUGAAGUCAGUUUGGUUCAAAGAAGUUCUUGUGUACCCAUUACUUAAUAAGCCAUGAUAGACUGUAACAUUCUCCAUCAGGCAGAGUUCUAUGCUUCACGAAGUUCCUACUACUGAUUCUCUUCCCACUACAUAAUAUACAUCACAAGGAAAAUGAACUCAUUUUUUAUGAUGAACGAUUGAAAUUGGAGUUUCGGUAGUAGGAUAUUCAAUGAACUUAUUCUACCCAACAGGUCGUAUAUUUUGGACUAUUUUGGGAACGUUCAAUGCCAAAGUCACUGAAUUCGUAAGUCGUUAAAUCCUGAACUAUGACUUUGUUAAUUUCAGCGUUUCUCUUUUCCAGAAAAGACUUUUCUGCUCGCUUCAAAAGUCAUUGUCACAACAGAGUCGAGCAUUUUAGACUUCACCUAUUGUUCUAAUCAAACUGAUAAUGUAAAAUUGAAAAUUUUCUACCAUAUCACAUUAGUAGAAUAUUCAAGUGUGAAAGCUGUAGAUAAGUGUGUGUAACACUUUUUAAUAUUUUUUUAUAUAUUCCAAAAAAGAAACUGAUAUACUCUGUAUUUGAAAACCAUCACGCAAGGAAUAGUAACUUUAGUUGUUGUAAACGCCAAAGCACAGGCACUAAAGCUAAAAUCGGGUCAGGCAGAAAAAAGACGUUGCCCAAUUCCUUUCUCUACAACAGUCCACGGCUACAAAUGAAAUAACAGCCCCUGUAACCUACUACGACUCGCAAAAUUCCCAUUCAUGGAAGCCUCUGUGAGACUACUCACUUGUUUAAAUCGCCACCAUCUCCCCACUUCUCUCUUCCUCAAACUCAAUCACAAGCCCCUUCCUUUAUCACCCUCUUCAUUUCCCACCCCUUCACUUUCCUUAUCUCGCAAAAACGCCCCCCACAUUUUCUUAUCCCAUCGCUAUUUCUCCUCCAAUCCGUCCUUCCCACUUUCACCUCCAUUUAGGUUUUCAAAUCCUCCCUUCAGUACAUCACAAUUCUUCAAUCCCUUCCUAUCCAGCAAUCGUUUUGCCCGUAUAGUAUCGGGUCCGCAAGACGGAUUAUUCAAUUGGCAUUUUGCUGCAGGCAGCGAAAAGGGUAUUGAAAUUGGGGUGCCGCCGAAAGAAGGCCCAAUUGUGACGGUUGUGUUAUUGGGUUGGCUCGGGUCAAAGCCCAAGCAUUUAAGGAGGUACAUUGAGUUGUAUAACGCUAGGGGUAUUCACGCUGUAACAUUUGUUGCUUCUGUGAGAGAUGUGCUUUCGUUCGAUUUAGGGAAGAAAUUAGAGGAGCGGAUUGCUGUGCUGGCAAAUGAGCUUGCUUUGUGGAUGUCGGAGUCAGACAAGGAUGGCCGUGAAAGAUGUUUGGUUUUUCACACCUUCAGUAAUACUGGCUGGCUUGCUUAUGGUGCUAUUCUGGAGAAUUUGAAAAGCAGAGAGGAUUUGUUGGAAAAGAUCAAGGGAUGUAUUGUUGAUUCAGGUGGCGACCCUGAUAUAAGCCCCAAGGUCUGGGCAGCAGGAUUUACUACAGCCCUGCUGCAGAAGCGUAGCUCUUCUGUAUAUCCUUCAGUGGAAGCUGGUGAAGGAAUUGAAGUGCAAAGUGGGUUAACCUCAGGAAACAUUCAAGGGAAAGAACCCAUGUUGAUGGAAACCUUGCUUUUAGCAGCAUUUGAGAAGCUUUUCUCAUUUCUUCUUAAUUUGCCUGAUGUUAAUGCGCGGCUGAGGAAGAUAAUUUCUGCCCUUGUCAAGAACCAGCCUUCUUGCCCGCAGCUUUAUCUUUACAGUUCUGCUGACAAGGUCAUUCCGAUUCAGUCGGUUGAGUCUUUUAUUGAAGAGCAGAGAAAAAGUGGGAGAAAGGUUCACUCUUUCAACUUUCGCUCAUCUCCCCAUGUAGACCAUUACCGGACUUUCCCAGACAUUUAUGUAUCUGUACUACAGAAAUUUCUCGAAGAAUCUAUGCUCGUUCCAAAUGGAGUGUACCAAGUAGAAAGCCAGGUCAGUGGAUCAUAGGCGUUGAAAGUGGUUAUUGUCCCUCCUAGUCCUUGUUGAAUUGCUUUAAUUUGUGGCAAUGCAUCAUAAGAGUAGCAACUUAGUCUCGUGCGAAGUGGAUUUCAAUUGCUACUCGGGCAGUAACAUUAUGCAUGCCUUUAAAUUAAUCAAUGAGGCAAAAGUAAGGCUUACUGCAGCCGAACUGAUGGUGAUUGCCAUUGUCAUUGGUCCAAAGUAGAUAAUACAACUCCAAUCGACUGGAGCCAAUGUUCUAAAAAGGUGAGUAUGUCCAUAUUUACCUUAUCUGUGUUUCAGAAAUGAGCAUGUAGUGAUUGUCCUCUGCCUAAUCUCUAUAGAUAUUGUGUAGUAGGCAUGUUGCUACUUUCACAUUUGACAUUGUUUGACUUAGGUAGGGAUAUCCAUCCUUGGAUUUAAUAUUUGUGUGAAUGCAUUAUGUUCUAUCAAAUUCCACGUAUCUUCUUUCAUAAAAGAAGAAGAAAUAUAUCCGUGUAUCUCAGAACCUAUCCUGGAGCAUUCUUAUAAGGCAAUGUUGUUUCCUUUUUUA
Molecule: messenger RNA, 2603 nt
Organism: Nicotiana tabacum (common tobacco)
Lineage: Eukaryota; Viridiplantae; Streptophyta; Magnoliopsida; Solanales; Solanaceae
Cellular component (GO): chloroplast
Molecular function (GO): catalytic activity
Source: RefSeq, a predicted model, not a curated record